Actinia tenebrosa (Australian red waratah sea anemone) is the source of this 2388-nucleotide messenger RNA. RefSeq lists its product as uncharacterized. Gene Ontology annotation, molecular function: protein binding. NCBI's taxonomy places the organism in Eukaryota, Metazoa, Cnidaria, Anthozoa, Actiniaria, Actiniidae. The record is from RefSeq and is a predicted model, not a curated record. Gene Ontology annotation, cellular component: cytoplasm.
GGGACAYGUGCGUCAAACUUUGCCCGUGAUUUACAAAUUUAUUACAGURUAUAUUUUCCAGUUCUUUCAGAGGAUUUAUAAUUUCAACAGAACGAUAUUUCUGUCAGGUGAUGGAUAGUGAAAAAUCAUUUAAUGAAAAGCUGGAAGAGUUGGUUAAAACCCAUGGAGAUUGCCUGUGUUUGGAUUCUCUCGACCUUGACGUGAUACCAGUCAAAUGGUUCACGGAACUGCAAGAAUCUUCUGUCAAAAUCUCUGUUUUGAAGCUUGAAUACAAUGAUAUAUAUACCCUACCUGAAGCCAUAGGGUUGCUGUCGACACUGGAAGAACUUUACCUUACUGGAAAUCAAUUGGUUAGUUUGCCCAACGCUGUUGGAGAUCUAAAGUGUCUUAAACAACUCCACAUGAAUGAAAACUGCUUGAAGGCCCUGCCUGAGACCCUUGGGGAACUCCACAGCCUACAAAUUUUAAAUGUUGUCGGGAAUCAGCUGGAAAGAUGGAGCGAGGCAUAUGGGAAAGGCCUUAAAAGGCUCACAGAAUUAAGAAUGGGCGAAAACGACUUGCAUUGUUUACCAGAGUCUUUUGCAUGCCUACAAAGUUUAAGAGUACUUGAGAUGAAUGACAACAAACUAACAAUACUACCUCAGCUGAUUGGAGAUUUGACCAAUCUUCAGGUCCUGAACUUAAACCAAAACCAUAUUGAAGAUUUACCAGAUUCAUUCAGUCAACUUUCAUGUUUGUACAGUGUUGACAUUUCUGAAAACCGUAUCAAGUUUUUACCAAAUGAAUUUAAGUCAGCUGAGAUUUUGCAAUAUUUUUAUGUUGUCAACAAUUUGAUUAAGAUACUUCCUCCAUGGUUUGAAAAGUUAUACAGCAUUAUAGAACUGAAUUUGUCUGACAAUGAAUUGAUUGACAUGGCUUUACCUCCUGAAUUUUGUUCAGCAUCUGGAAAAACUCUGUUGUCUCUUGACUUAUCUGGGAAUAAGAUGACUGAGUUACCUAACAACAUGGGUGAACUGAAAAAUCUUGCAACCUUCCAUCUUGGUAGUACGAUCUGUGAACUUGAACGCAGAGCAUUUCAAAAUGGUAAUUGGUUAAAAGAGUUACCAGACACCUUCAGCCAAGUGACUUUCCUUGCUAAGUUACACCUUGAUGAAAACCAGUUAGUUUGUCUUCCAGAGAGCUUUGGAGACCUAGUCAAUCUUGAGUGGCUUGAUGUUUCACAAAAUCGUAUCAACCAGCUACCAGAUUCCUUCUGUUUGCUUAAGAAGCUCUGGUUUUUCCAGUUUUCCAAAAAUAAACUUACGGCAUUGCCAGAUAAUUUUGGAGAAUUGACAAGCCUGGUGGAGUUGAGACUAGAUUCUAAUAGUCUUACAGAACUUCCUGAUUCAUUUGAAAAGCUGGAAAAACUAGAAACGCUGGAUUUGUUUUCUAACAAAAUGGAAAAGAUCCCUAAAGUCCUGUUGAAACUGAAGAAUCUUCAAAGACUGGAUCUGGAUGAAAAUAAGCUCAGAAUUAAAGAUGAUAAAGUCCCAAAACUUACAACAAAGGUACAAUAUGCACCAAGAAAUCCAGAUCUCCAAAAUAACUGGAGAGGCAAAUCAAGAGUGGACAAAGUGGACUUUUAUGGUGCGAAACAAGAAGAGGAAGAAAGCAUAUCAUCUUUGAUUGAAAAGGCAGAGCUGGAAGACAAUUUAGAGAAUGAUAAUUCAGAGUCAACUGAAGUGUUGUACUUCAAUGAAAGAGCUCUGGAAAUGGCUAUGAGAAGGGGGCUUUCUAUCUGGAGAUCCCACACAGGACCUGAAACCAGACAAGAAAACAGUGAUUAUGUCAGAAGAUUUCAAACCUCUCCCGUCCCCCUCCAUGAAAGGACCGUCACAUUCCAGCCAUURCAGGAACAAUGGAGCUUAUUUUUUGAAGAUGCAGCACCACAAGAUCAAACCUCGGAAUCAUCCCCGACUAUAAACAAUCAUGACAUCACUAUAUCUGGUUCUUCGCACGAUCCACAAGGGACUGAAGACUGGGACAAAGAAACUGAGGAGGUUUGGAGAGAGAAGCUGUACACGCCAAAUGGACUGCAGAGGAAACACAAUCCACAACAUAUUCCUAUUAGAGAUCAGUUACAAGAUGUUAUAUCCUCUUACCCACCGGCCAGGCAAGCCUAUACACACAGUGCACAAUACGACUCUGUCUAUAUGAAACACCAUCAAGUUCCUGAUCCCAAGCCAAGAAUAGCUGCUGCAAAAAUUAUUGAGAUUGAACAUUCUGGACAGUUUGAAGAUGCUGAUAUUCAAGAUACUGUGUAGAAAUACUCUUACAAUAAUGUUAUGCACCAUACACUUAAUUGAAAAAACGUUGUCGGGUUCAAAAAAAGGUUAUAUCAUCAAAGCU